AUGGAAAUAGCUAAUCAACCAGAGUCAGAUAUUUACUUGGGACAAAUUGUAAAUAAUGAAGAUGAGGCAUACGCUUUGUACACAAAAUAUGCAUAUCAGUUGGGUUUUUCGAAGAUUCGUACAAAAGAAUAUGUGUGUGCAAAACAAGGGACUAAAUAUUUGGAUGAAGGUACCAGCACUUCAUUUACGAAAAUGAAUGCAAGGACAAAUUGUGAAGCUAUGGUUCGGUUUACUAUUGAAGUGGAUGGGUUAUGGAAAAUAACUAAGUUGAUUACUGAACAUAAUCAUGAACUUGUAAAACAAGAGCAUAGGCACCUUAUGCGUUCUGCUAGGAAUAUUCCUAGUGCUAAAGGUGACCUCAUUAAUUCCAUGGUGACUACUGGAAUCAGAACAAAGGAUGUGUGGAGUUAUUUAGGUGAAGAAACACAUGGAUUUGAUAAUAUUGGAUUUUCCAAAAAAGAUUGUUAUAAUUAUGUCAACAAGCAAAAGUUGAAACUAAUAAAAGCUGGGGAUGGAAAAAGUUUAGUUAAUCUCUUACAAAGUCAUCAAGCUGAAGAUCCAAUGUUUUAUUACAGUGUUCAAUUUGAUGAAGAAUUACAUUUGACAAAUGUUUUCUGGAGGGAUGGGAGAUCAACAAUUGAUUAUGAUUGUUUUGGGGAUGUAGUGGUUUUUGACACAACUUAUCGUACAAAUAAGUAUGAUUUAAUUUGUGGACCUUUUGUUGGAAUAAAUCAUCAUUGGCAAAAUGUAAUGUUUGGUUGUGCCUUUCUGAUGAAUGAAUCAGCAGAGUCCUUUGAAUGGUUGUUUGAUCAAUUUUUAAAAUCUAUGGGAAAUCGACCCCCACAGACUAUUGUCACUGAUCAAGAUGCUGCUAUGGCUAAAGCGAUUGAAAAGAUAUUUCCUAAUACAAGGCAUCGCUUAUGCUUAUGGCAUAUAUCUAAAAAUGCCCCAUCUCAUUUGGGUUCUCUAAAUUGUGAUAGUGAUUUUCAAUCAUAUUUUCAAAAGUGCAUGAGAAUGUGUGACUCAGAAGAAGAAUUUGAAAUCACGUGGGAUGAAAUGAUUAGGAAAUUUGAGCUCAAUGACCAUAAGUGGUUGAAUAGAAUGUAUACAAUUCGGCAUAAAUGGUCAACUGCAUUUGGUAAAGACAUGUUUUCUGCAAAUAUAAAAUCUUCUCAAAGGAGUGAGAGCACUAAUAGUGUUUUGGGAGAAAUAUCUACAAAAAAAACUUCUCUCACAGAGUUCUUCUUAGCUUUUAAAAAGAUGGUAGAAAAAUGGAGAAGCUCUGAGGGUGAAGAGGAUUUUCACAAUAGUCAAUCUAUUCCUUCAUGUGCUAUCAAUAGGAACAGGACUUUAUGCCAUGCAUCAAAGAUUUAUACUAAAAAAAUUUUCAAAUUGUUUGAGAGGGAAUAUUUGGAUGGAGUAGGGACUUUGUUUAAAGAAAUUAAAAGAGAUGGAGACAUCUUCUAUUAUGAGCUGUGGGUGGAUGGAAAAGAGUCAAAGAGGUGGGUUGUGCAAUUUAAUUCCUCAAAUGAGAAUGUUACUUGCAGUUGCAAAAAAUUUGAAUCUAUGGGUAUUCUUUGUGCUCAUGCAUUGAGAGUUUAUAACAUCAAGUGUGUAACAAGGGUGCCAGAUAAAUACUUCUUAAAGCGAUGGUCAAAAAAUGCAAAGUUUUCUGAUUGUGAGCAUAAAGAAAAAUAUGCAACUAGUGAAGAUCCAAAAAUUGUGUAUCGCAAUUCUAUUAUGCGUUCUUUUUAUAACCUUGUGUUGGCCUCACAAGACCACAAGGAAACUCAAGAUAUCAUGUGGGAUGUUAUCAACAAUGGAUCUCAACAAGUUCAAGAACGUCUACGUGAUUUGAAUAAAAGCAACAAUGUGGAAAAGAAUAAAGAAAUCCAUUGCACCAUUCAAGAUGCAUCUCAAGUAGGCCAAAUUCUUGAUCCCCCAAAAGCAAAGCCAAAAGGGGGUGGAAGUGAAAAACAAAAAGGAGUGGAACAUGCUGCUUCAACUGCACUAGAGCAAAUUUCAAUUUCCCAAAGCUUUGAUUACACAUAUCCAAUGGUCAAUACUACUCAAGUUGUUCAGAGUAGUCAUUCUAUGAUCCCACAUGCUUUUUAUGGUACUUGGAACAUUAGAAGUCCAUUUCAUAUCAUUGACAUAAGCAACAAUUUAAAUCAGGAAGCACAUCCAUCGGCUUGGAGACCACCAACUACGUUUACAGAAAACCAAUAG
Molecule: messenger RNA, 2229 nt
Organism: Neltuma alba
Lineage: Eukaryota; Viridiplantae; Streptophyta; Magnoliopsida; Fabales; Fabaceae
Product: protein FAR1-RELATED SEQUENCE 5-like
Exons: 5
Coding region: 1-2229 (742 amino acids)
Molecular function (GO): zinc ion binding
Source: RefSeq, a predicted model, not a curated record